AUGAUCAUCUAUGAGUUCCUCCAACAGAUCUUCCAACUAUUUAGCAAAAAUCUUCCUGCUGGUACUUGGAAUGCAAGCAAGAUUGAGAAAUUUCAAAACAGAAUUCAUCAGCAAAUUGAAGAAUUAGAGACAUGUUUGUUAGAAGAUACUACCCUCAGCGUGAAAAGGUACUUCCAAAGAAUCACCAGUUUCCUAAAAGAUAAGCAAUACAGCCAGUGUUCCUGGCAAGCAGUCCAAAUGGAACUGAGGACAUGCCUUAUAAUUUUUGACAGUCUGAUGAAAAAACACAUGUCAUAA
Opisthocomus hoazin is the source of this 297-nucleotide messenger RNA. The record is from RefSeq and is a predicted model, not a curated record. NCBI's taxonomy places the organism in Eukaryota, Metazoa, Chordata, Aves, Opisthocomiformes, Opisthocomidae.